This is a messenger RNA of Funneliformis mosseae, 186 nucleotides long. The record is from the annotation of a GenBank genome assembly. NCBI's taxonomy places the organism in Eukaryota, Fungi, Glomeromycota, Glomeromycetes, Glomerales, Glomeraceae.
AUGGAUGCCGAAAUACUUGAAUAUGAAGAAAUGUUAGAAUAUGAAGUCAACGAUAACUAUGAUAAAGAGAUUCAAUAUGAUGACAUAAAUUUAAUGGAUCUGAAUUUAGAUUUUAUACUAAAUUCAUUAGAAAUGAAUUUGAUUCGACCUAAAGAUUUAGACGAAACUGGUGAAUGCUUUCAAUUG